Apus apus (common swift) is the source of this 4074-nucleotide messenger RNA. It is a transcript of the gene LAMP2, whose product is annotated as lysosomal associated membrane protein 2. Gene Ontology annotation, biological process: autophagosome maturation; protein targeting to lysosome involved in chaperone-mediated autophagy; cellular response to starvation. Lineage: Eukaryota; Metazoa; Chordata; Aves; Apodiformes; Apodidae. Gene Ontology annotation, cellular component: autophagosome membrane. The coding region runs from base 23 to 1186 and encodes 387 amino acids. The record is from RefSeq and is a predicted model, not a curated record. The transcript is spliced from 9 exons.
GCCCGCGCCCCGCGCCCCGAUCAUGGCGUCGCGCCGCUGCCGCCGCCUGCCCCUCCUGCUGCCGCUGCCGCUGCUGCUGCUGCUCGGCGCCUCCGGUUUUUUCCAGUCCUAUGCAGUGGAAGUAGAUGUAAAGGAUGCCUCUAAUGCCACAUGCCUGUAUGCAAAAUGGAUGAUGAAAUUCCUGAUAAAAUAUGAAACAAACAGUAGUGAUUAUAAAAACACAACCUUAGAUUUGUCACCCGGUGUGACACACAAUGGAAGCGUCUGUGGCAAUGACACACAAGCUGCUCUUCUGGCCGUGCAGUUCGGAGAAGGUCACUCCUGGAGCGUUAACUUUACAAAGACCAAUGAAACUUACCAGGGGGACUUUGUCACGUUUACCUACAACACCAACGAUACUGCUGUGUUUCCUGAUGCUAAGAGAAAAGGACCAAUUACUGUUGUUGUGAGGGAUACCAUGAUCCCAGUUCAACUGAAUAAUGUCUUCGUGUGCCAUAGCACUGACUCUCUUGAAGCAGAAAACGUAACACAGAUUUUCUGGAAUGUUACUGUGCAGGCUUUUGUUCAGAAUGGCACAAUUGGUAAAAAAGAAACUAGAUGUCAAGCCGAUACACCUACUCCUGAACCCACCAUUUCACCCACUACUGCCAAUAUGACUACUGCCUCUACCACCACUGCAUCACCUGCUCCAACCACUCCUCCCAAACCUGUGGAGAAUCCAGUCACAGGAAACUACUCCCUUAAAAGAGGAAAUACAACAUGUCUUCUGGCUACUUUUGGGCUGCAGCUGAAUGUUUCCCAAGACAAGCCUCAUCUGAUCAACAUCGAUCCAAAGACAACUAGUGCAGAUGGUGCCUGUGGUAACACAACAGCUACUCUGAAGUUAAAUGAUGGAAAUAGCACACUGGUUGCUUUCACAUUUGUUGUUAAAAAUGAAAGUGCAACUAUACAAAAAUUUUAUCUGAAAGAGGUGAACGUUACACUGCUCAACCACCUGAAUGGUUCUGUCAUUUCAAGUGCAGAUAACAACAAUUUCAGCCAGUGGGAUACUUUCCUUGGUAGCUCUUACAUGUGCCGAAAAGAGCAAACUCUUGAGAUUAAUGAAGAUCUUCAAAUACAUACUUUUAAUCUAUGGAUUCAGCCAUUCCUUGUGAAGGCAGAUAAGUUCUCUACAGGUUCAUGUUGACAGGAUGAAAAAAGCCUCUUGCUCUUUCAGUCUCUUUGGUCCAUCUUGGUAAAAGCCUUUUGCAGCUCCUAAACCCUGGUUUCCAACUGUGGGACAGCUCUUGAGCUACCAGGUCUGCAGAGACCUACUGACAUCUCACACAGCUUCUGUCCUCUGCAGCAAGUGUUCACUCAAGCUACUUAAAUAUUAAAUCCCUUUGUGUGUUGAGCUUGUAGGGAGAGCACCUUCAGUCAUUCACAUGCACAAAGGAGGCAGUCAGCACUGAUGCUUAAGUGACUCACUAUAGCUGUAUUUUCAGGGAACAGAGAUUUCUAAAGCAUUAGUUUUGAUGCCUGUACAUCCAAUUACUUUUGUCCUCACUGUGGCCAAAGAUAAGCUUUACCUGAAUCUGACCAAACUGAGAUUUGUACUGCAAAUGGGCUCUUGAACCAAGUUGUCUUCUGUUUCGGAGUGCUGCUGAGUUAGACUGUGUGCUUUGGUUUUGGUUUUCUUGGGUCUUUUGUGUUGUACCUUUGCUCUCACAAUGCUCCUCACCAGAGUGGUAAAGGAGAUUUUGAGAGUGGCAAUUUCUGAGUAACACCUGCUUGUCAGAGUGUGUUGUUCCUCUGCUGCCAGCAGAUGGAUUCCAACCAUGGUUUCAUGCUCAGAUUGCAGAUCAAAGUAUUUUGCAUCACUUUUUCUAGGUUAUUUUAGUAAAACUGGCAAUUUCCUAGAUGCACAUAUGCUUAUAUUUUAUAUAUACACAUAAGGUAUUAUUCAAUAAAAGUAAAAAAUUGAGCCAGCAGGUGGUUGUAGCAUGAAGAGUGGUGUAUACAGUUCUCCAAAUCUUGAAAUGACUGUACAAAUAAGCUGCAAGGAGGAUAUCUGUAUUGAAAAUAAAGUUCCCUACGGUGCUUAUAAAUCCUUGCUUCAGUGUAAGUAGACACAUGCCAUUUCUGAGAGCUUUUCCAACAGGAUUGUCAACAUGCCUGGAUGUUGGUGAGGAAACAAACUUCUGCUUCUAAGCUGUUCAUACAUGUACAGCCCAAUUAAAUGAUCUUUCUCUGUUGAUUGGAUCAAAGCAUGGGUCCAGCAUCUGCUGAAGGACCAGCUGCUUCAAGAAUCCUUCCAACAGGCAGGUAGGGAAUAGAUAUAAAUAAAGCUUUGUCCUGUAUUAGCUGGAGAGAUGUUAAUUUCAUGGCCUGAACUGUGAAAGGUUUGGUUUCCUUUCAGGAUCCUACAUAAAUAUAAAUAUUUUUAAAGAGCCAAAGCAUUUGGCAAGUGGGGAAAUGUUUGUGGGUUUAACUUAUUUCUGAUGUCCAAGGAAGAGCUGCCACCACAGCAGAAUCUUCCUUGGCAGAAGCCAGUUUCUGUUGAUCAGAACAUGCCAUUUCAGCUGAGUUGUGCAGGCAGAGUGAUUCUGGUGCCCAAGUUCUCUCAGUGUCAUAGGAAGAACCAUAUCUGAGCAAAAUUAGUUCCUAAACUACCUCUGGUUCAAAUUUUUUAACAGUUCUUUAUAAAUAGGUUUUGCCCAAUGGUUGUUUGUGCUACUUAACACAUAGUCAAUCAUAUGGUACUGGACUUCUGAACUCUUUGGCCUUAGAAAGUUAUUCAAAUGCUCAAACUUCAAGGAUCACUUUACAUGCUGCUUUAAAUUCUGUCCCUAACUGGCCAGCACUGGGAGCUGAAGUGACAAACUGCAUCUCUUACAACACUGUUUUAAGAAUGGUACCAUAGAGUUAAUUUUACUGUGGUUGCCAUAAUACAAAAAAUUACUUCUUAGAGACUUACAUAGAUCAGGAAACAAUGGCAGAUUAAGCACCUGGAUUAGGAUGUAGGUCAAACCUACCAUAAUGCUCUUGUUCAGGCAGUAAUUUUAGUAAGUGUGCUUUCCAACUAGUACAUUAUCCUGAGGUGUCCUGUCCUGCCAUGUUCUCGCUGGCACCAGGCCUAGCCUGGUUCCUCUCUGUCAAGACACAAAGCCCAUGUGCUCCUGGGCAGGGGGGUUAGGCUGCAUUGCUCUGACAAGGGCAAGGGUGCCUGAGAGGUCUUUGGGGAUGAGAGAUCUGUGACUUCACAGAUACCAGCACUGAUGCCUUAACAAUAAAACCACUGAGCAUUUCCCUGUGGUUUGUGCAGCGUUAUGGCUGUGACCUCUCUGGAACUGGGAAGAGCAGGACUGAAAUGUUUGGGGGCAUCUCACACAUUUCACUGACACUUCUCUGCCUGAAGAUGGGACGGAGCUCUCAAUCUGCCUACCGUGAUGGGGAGAAGAGCUCCUUUCACACCUAAUAGACUUGAUGAACAGAGAGGACAGAACUACUGGAGUGAUAAGGAGGAGGGAGAAAUGCAUUUAUCUUCCCAUUUCAGAAAGGAACAGUUGGAAAUGUUUGAGGACAAGUGAUUUUCUACAUGGCCUUUGCUCCAUUUGCUCCAACACCUUGGGUGUGCUUAGCAAGCUGUGUAAAAUGCUGCAGUCAAGGUGCUCCAGGUGCUGAAGAACCUAGGAGGCAUUUAGAGAUCUGCCAUUUUCAUUUUUUGACUGUGUCAUCGCAGACAUAAUCCAGAAUUCUUGCUGUUUAUUAUUUUAUCAAGAACAGUGCUAAUAUACUGUCUUCUUGUUAGCUUUUGCCUGAGAAAUUCACACAAAACUAUGGUAAAGACUGACAUUUAAAGCUAGGAAAAAUGCCUUCCACAGGGGUCACUCAUAAAGGACCUUAUGAAAAUAGUGUUCAGAUGCCAGGGGUUUUUAAUCAAAACUGAAAUGCUUUUGCAAGGUCUCUGCCCAGGAGAUAACAUUUAAUUUUUUCUAAUAAUGAUUUACAUCAGAUUAUGAAAAAUGUGGUUCCACGCUCCAUUGAAUCUAAUUUGUUUCCUAACUAUGAACAAAAAUAAAUUAACAAAAAUCU